CUGAUGAUGGUGGGGGAUGGUGUGAUCUUCCUGUGUGGAAUCCUGGGAAUAUGGAGGACGGGGACAUCUCUCUGUUGGGUUCCCAUGACUGGAUCCAUCUACCUGAUGAUGGUGAGGGAUGGUGUGUUCUUGCUGUGUGGAACCCGGGGAAUACAGAGGACAGGGAAAUCUCUCUGGUGGGUUCCCAUGACUGGAUCCAUCUGUAGGAAACACACACACUGACUGAAUUUAUGUUUUCUAUGUGUUUAUCAGAUGAUGGGGGAUCUAGGUGGACCCUCCGUACUGCUCUCUCCUUUCCAAUAAAGUCUCCUCUUACCCGAUCUGGAGUGUCAAACUGACGGCCCUCCAGCUGUUGCGGAACAAAUGCUCCAACCAACCUGAUAACAGCGUGUAUAGUUGUGAUUUUCCUGUGUGGAAUCUCGAGAAUUCAGAGGAUGGGGACAUCUCUCUGGUGGGUUCCCAUUACAGGAUCCAUCUACCUGAUGAUGGUGAGGGAUGGUGUGCUCUUCCUGUGUGG
Staurois parvus is the source of this 517-nucleotide messenger RNA. The record is from the annotation of a GenBank genome assembly. Lineage: Eukaryota; Metazoa; Chordata; Amphibia; Anura; Ranidae.